UAGUUAAUUUAAAAUCGCCGCAGACGUGCAACGCGCCACUAGAGAACCGUCCGAAGCGUCCAUUAGACCCACAAACCGCCAGCGCUUAGGCAGCUAACUGUGUGCACGUGUACGCGUCGUUCGUCGCGUUCUCCAAAUAACAGAAUUUUGUGAAACAAUUUUUCGAAUUCGCGAACGUUCAGUCAGCGCUUCUUACGUGUUUCGCGCGUUCAAGUCCGAUUUAAUAAAUUUUAUUUUAAAUCAAAGCAGUGAAAGGCAGUCGGCAAGAUGGUUGUCAACUUUAAGGUCUUUAAAAAGGUCUCACCCAACAACAUGAUCACCUUGUACAUGAACAAGCGUGAAUUCGUCGACUCCAUAACGGUGGUGGAGCCAGUCGAUGGUAUUAUCGUUCUGGAUGACGAAUAUUUGCGGCAAAAUCGCAAAAUCUACGUGCAACUCAUCUGUAACUUCCGUUAUGGACGCGAAGACGAUGAAAUGAUCGGCCUGCGUUUCCAAAAAGAACUUACGCUCGUCUCGCAGCAGGUGUAUCCACAGCAGAAGGUCGACAUACAGUUGACCAAAAUGCAGGAACGUUUACUAAAGAAGCUCGGCUCCAAUGCUUUCCCAUUCGUUAUGGAGUUGCCACCCAGUUCACCAGCUUCUGUCGUGCUGCAGCAAAAGGCCAGCGAUGAGACGCAACCUUGCGGUGUACAAUAUUUCGUGAAAGUAUUUACAGGCGAUAGCGAAUGUGAUCGCUCACAUCGUCGCAGCACCAUUAAUUUGGGUAUACGCAAAGUACAGUACGCACCCAAUAAGCAGGGCAUACAGCCUUGCACGGUAGUACGCAAAGACUUCCUACUCUCACCCGGUGAACUGGAGCUGGAAGUCACGCUAGAUAAGCAACUGUAUCAUCACAGCGAGAAAAUCGCUGUGAAUAUUUGUGUGCGUAAUAACUCGAAUAAAGUGGUAAAGAAGAUCAAGACUAUGGUACAGCAGGGUGUCGACGUGGUGCUCUUCCAGAAUGGACAAUUCCGCAAUACAAUUGCAUUUGUGGAGACCAGUGAGGGUUGUCCGCUCAACCCGGGUUCCAGCUUGCAAAAGGUUAUGUAUUUGGUACCGACAUUGGCGGCCAAUUGUAACCGUGCUGGCAUCGCCGUUGAGGGUGAUGUAAAGCGCAAGGAAACGUCAUUGGCAUCGACUACUCUGAUUGCCAGUCAAGAUGCGCGAGAUGCUUUUGGCAUCAUCGUUUCAUACGCCGUAAAGGUCAAGCUGUUCUUGGGCGCUUUGGGAGGCGAACUAUGUGCCGAGUUACCAUUUAUUUUGAUGCACCCAAAGCCCAGCCGCAAAGCCCAGGAGGCCGAGGCAGAGGCAGAAGCUUAAGCCCUGCUGUGCACUUGAUCUACUUGA
Molecule: messenger RNA, 1386 nt
Organism: Bactrocera latifrons
Lineage: Eukaryota; Metazoa; Arthropoda; Insecta; Diptera; Tephritidae
Gene: Arr1
Product: phosrestin-2
Exons: 4
Coding region: 268-1359 (363 amino acids)
Biological process (GO): signal transduction; G protein-coupled receptor internalization
Cellular component (GO): cytoplasm
Molecular function (GO): G protein-coupled receptor binding
Source: RefSeq, a predicted model, not a curated record